Molecule: messenger RNA, 4484 nt
Organism: Oncorhynchus gorbuscha (pink salmon)
Lineage: Eukaryota; Metazoa; Chordata; Actinopteri; Salmoniformes; Salmonidae
Product: G-protein coupled receptor 22-like
Exons: 3
Coding region: 504-1994 (496 amino acids)
Biological process (GO): G protein-coupled receptor signaling pathway
Cellular component (GO): membrane
Molecular function (GO): peptide binding; G protein-coupled receptor activity
Source: RefSeq, a predicted model, not a curated record
CUACUCUUCGCUGAGCAUGUGGUCUCCGAAGACAUUAUCAACAUGACCGUGAUAGAUGAGUUGGGAUUCUUUACGGUCGGCUACCUAAAACUGGUGGACGAUCAUCUCGCGACAGAGGCAAUAGCACAGCUUUUACAUGCAGAGAUGUAGCCUACAACAGCAUCAUUAGAGUCAUAUUACAUAGCCAUAAAACAUAUGAAAUACAUUGCAAUAUUCUGAUUAUUUGUCAAAGAAACAGAAGACGGAGCGCGACAAACGGACCUGCAAAAGAAUGUAGCUGGGAAUCUCCGGGACUGGCACGAGGCAAUGCUUUAUUGUGGGAGAAACUGCUUGACACUAUACAUGCUUGGAGACUGUGUUACUCUCACACUCCUCUGGGAACACCUCCACUGCAGUCUUCAGAGAUCUGACUAGGAAAACAGACUGUCACUGAACUGUUCUCCAUCACCAUCAGGGAGCCAGGUGGCAGCAUGAGAACACAUCACGGCUGAGAGGUCACCAACAUGGAGACGGACAGCUACACCCCGACCCCGGUCCCCAGCGACUGGGUUGGGAUGGUGGUGAGUGUCGGGGCCCUGGAGGCGGUCUCAGGGGGGAGUGUCUCCUCCAGCACAGCCUGGUACAUGCCCUACUCUCUGGGCUUCCAGGUGUCCCUGACUGCCUUCCUUAUGCUGGAGCUGGUGCUGGGCUUCAGCAGCAACAUGACGGUGCUGGUGCUCUACUGCUCUCAGUCCAACCUGGUCGACUCAGUCAGCAACAUGGUCACGGUCAACCUGCAUGUGCUGGAUGUGGUGUUGUGCGUGCUGUGUCUGCCUCUGACCCUGGUGGUGGUGCUGCUACCCCCAGGGCCAAACCUGGCCCUGCUCUGCUGCUUCCACGAGGCCUGUGUCACCUUUGCCUCCAUCUCUACUGCCAUUAACGUGCUGGUCAUUAGUGUGGACCGCUACGACAUCUCUGUCCGACCCGCCAACCGGUUGCUCACCCCGCGGAGGGCAGGGCUGUUGCUGACUGCUGUCUGGGCCACGUCUCUGGCCGUCUUCUUCAUCCCUUUCCUGGAGGUGGAGUUUCUCACAGGAGGGUCAGAGAAUGGGAAGCACAUCCCCGCCUCAUCCUCCUCCGCCGCCACCACCUUGGCGCCAGUGUGGCGUAACCGGACGCUGCUGUGUGUGGGCGGCCAGGGCUACCACACAGGCUUGGCCAUGUACUACCACCUCCUGCUGCAGGUGCCCAUCUUCUUUACCACGGUGGCAGUCAUGCUGUUCACAUACUCACGGAUCCUGCAGGCCUUGAACAUUCGCAUCGGCUCCCAUAUUAAGAACAGCCAGCGCUUCAGGCGCCCACAUUGUAGGGGGGGCCGUAAGAGACAGAAUCAGAAGACAGGGCUGGGAGUGAUAGAGGGAGGAGAGCAGUGUACAGACACAAGCAAGCCGCUCUCUCACCCUCCCUGCAUCCCCCCCAUCUCCACAGCCACCUCCCCCCCAGCCCUGUCCUCAGACCCUCUGGUCAGCUUAGAAGGCCCUGCCACUGCUGCCCCUGUCCCCGGUCCCACUGUCCAGGCGUCUGUGUCGGCCAUCAUCGCACUGCGGCGGGCUGUGAGGCGUCACCGGGACCGGCGGGAACGCCAGCGGCGCGUCUUCAGGAUGUCCCUCCUCAUCAUCUCCACCUUCCUGGGCUGCUGGGCUCCUCUGUCCAUGGCCAAUUUGCUGAUCCUGGGCCUGGGCCCCAGCGACACCCUGGUCAGCAUGCGCCUGUGGUUCCUGGCCCUGGCCUACGGCACCACAGUCUCCCACCCACUGCUCUAUGCCUUCACGAGGCAGAAGCUGCGGCGUGCCCUCAGGGCCAAGGUAAAGAAGCGGGUGGUGUCCCUGCUGCAGUUGGACCCCUCGCCAGGAGGGACAGUCAUACACAACUCCUGGGUGAAGCCAAGGAAGGGAUGUCAGUUACGGCUGGAGGGCAGCGACGCCACUGGCCGUUGCCUGGCAGAGCCCCUGUGAGAACAGCACAGACUGAGUGUGUAUAACACUACUGACAGACCUGCUCGUUAUACAGGUCUGUGUGAAGGUAAUUGACUCUUCACUAAGCCCCUUCCUCUUAGUUAUUGUUCCUGCCUCGUCAAGGUUUUCCCAGGAAGCCAAAUUCCUCAUUCAAUCCACUGGAGAAAACCCAUCACAAUGAUCUCAAACUGUGUUUUUUAUACACAAUUAAAUGAAACAGACUACCCCUUGCUGAUUAGGAGACUCUCGGGUACAUUGUAGUGGACUCAUCACAAUCGCUUUACAGAAACCUGAUAAAAAUGAAGCUCUUAGUCUGGCUAGCCACUGCCAUGACUCAGCAUGCAGUCAGCUACCACUUUUGGACAGUAGUGUACCCAAUUGCCGUACAUGAGUAAAAGUAAAGAUACCUCCAUAGAAAAUUACUCAAGUAAAAGUCACCCAGUAAAAUACUACUUGAGUAGAAGUGUAAAAGUAUGUGGUCUAAAUAUACUUAAGUAUCAAAAGUAAAAGUAUAAAUCAUUUAAUAUUCCUUUUUAUUAAGUAAACCAGGCGGCACAAUUGUCUUGUUUUUUAUUUAUUUACAGAUAACCAGGGGCACACUCCAACACUCAGACAUAAUUUACAAACUAAGCAUUUGUGUUUAGUGAGUCCGCCAGAUCAGAGGCAAUAUGGGAUGUUCUUUUGAUAAGUGUGUGAAUUGGACCAUUUUCCUGUCCUGCUAAGCAUUUGAAAUAUAAUGAGUACUUUUGGUGUCAGGGAAAAUGUAUGCAGUAAAAAAUACAUUUUCUUUAUGAAUGUAAUGGAGUAAAGGUAAAAGUUGUCAAACUAUAAAUAGCAAAGUACAGAUACUACUGAAGUCGUUUUUUGGGGGGGUAUUUUAAAAUAUUUUUUACUUAAGGACUUUACACCAAUGCUUUUGGACCUAACUAGUUCUCCCGAUCGUAUCCUGAUGUCAACAGCAGAUGAGAGUUGUACUCAUAAUAGGCCUAUAGAUAAUUUAGCUAGCUGACAUGCAUUUGGAGAAAACAAGUUAAAUUAACUGGCUAGCUAGCUAGUGUUAGCAACGUUUUUUAAUGGUGGCCAAUGAGACUGAGAGCUAGCUAGUAAACAAUAGAGCAAAAGUAUAAUUUUUGAAAAAUACUCCAACAGGCUCUGCAUUUCAGGAAUCACAGUAGCAAAUACCCCUAGUGCACUGUUAAAUUAUGUAGCCAUUUAAACAAUUAAUUUUGUGAGCAAAUCUAUCUGAUUUUUCCACUGCCCUCAUUGGCUUCCAUGCUUUUGAAACGAAAACUUGUCAGUGGAUGUUGGACACGCUUGGUUAGAGACCAAUGGUGCAUUCAUGACAAGUCAAACUCGAAACCCCCAAGUUAAUUUUAACUUCAGUUAUUUGUGUAGAGCUUCCAAUUGAUUCUGAUUAGGGUUGCAAGGGGAGGGUAUAUUACUGGAAACUAAGUUUACCAGAAUUUUGACAUCUUUCAAGUAUUUUAUGUAAUCCAUCACAAGACAUCGAGUGGCCCUUUUGGGUACUUCAGAUUUGUAAAGGUGUCUAUAAUUAUGUCUGGCCCUCUGUGUGGCCUUAUCACAUGAGGACCAUGAAAUAAGAUGAUUUAAAUAAAACAAUUACUGACACAGCUGUUAAACAUUAUCCUUAAUAUAAACCAUCAACUUAGUGAAUACCAUUGGUGUUUAAUAUGAGAGUUUCGGUAUGAAAUGUACACUUAUUUAUUUUACUAUGAAAGUAUGUAUUUGUUUUCAAUGUUUUUGGAUGAAAUUGGUGGCAGAUGUGAAAAAGGUAAAGAAGUGUUUUGAAGAGUUUCAGAGUUAAUUGAAAAUAAUGCCAUUGUUGAUUUGAUGCUUUUUUAAAUUAAUUAGGCUAUUCUGUCUUGACAUUUCUUUAUAUAUGAAAUGUAUUCAUAUAUAGUAUUAUUUUUUUAUAUCUGUGUCCAUAUUGUCCAUGAGUUUCUACUAGAUAGACUAUACUGGAAACUCAUGAACAAUAUGGACAUAAAUAUGAAAAAGGAAUACUAUAUAUAUCAAUCAAUCAAAAUUAUUCAAGUAUACAUUACCGAAGUUACAAUAGAUUGCCAUAUAUUUUCUGUUAAUUACUGAAGAUUCCAGUACUUUGGUAAUCUACGAGUAGUUUUGCAAGCCUAAUUCUGAUACUUUCCAAGUGGGAAUCUCGGUACUCAUCUUUCUAUAAUAAGUUUCCAUGUCGUAAAUGUCAGACUUUCUGAGUUCCAAGUAGUCUUAAAUGCACCACAAGGCCCCUAGGUUCUGGUCUAUUCCCAGAGAACUUUAUUUUUAUAUAUUAAAUACUGUACAUGUAGACUGCUUAGUUAUUGCAGGUGAACUGAAGUCUGGCCAAGACAAUUCUCAUGGAUGGCCCCAUAGAGGUCAAAUGUGAAAAUUCCUUUAGUCAUCACCUUUGUACAAAAAAACAUCCAUUGAAUUAUUAUUAUUGUCACUGAGGUCGAUUUUUUUUUAUUUUAU